AUGGUACCCCACGUGGUUUUGGGGGCAACGGUGCUGUUUUUGGUGGUAGGGUCUGGAAGGGCGGAAUUUCGAGGCGGGGAGGAACCCUUCCGACACUCCAGGGAGGUCGGGGGGUACAAGAAGUUCCUCGUGUUUCCUCAAGGCAGCAAUGUGCAGCUCGUCUACUGUCUGACCAUCAGCACGUACGCCAAGACCCCGGGUUCGAUCACCGUCGGCGUCACCGCAGGUCUGGCCUACGAGCUGCCCCACAGGGGGACAUUGCCCCACCGGAAGCCGGCAGAGGUGUACCACCGACGCAGCAGGAGAGAGCUCUACGGGAAGAUCGAGAAGAUGUUGGGAACGCAAGGAAGGAACGGGAAGGAGUGCGUCUUCAGGGCCCUCUGCAGGGCCGGCAGGAGGGACCAGCGAGAGGUCGGCAGGGGGUCCUUCUUGCAGGAGAUCGCCCACUCGGUCUUCUCGCUGCCGGCGGGUGUCCACGAGGAGGACCCCGAAACCGAGUACGAGAGGGCUCACCGAUUCAACCUGGACUGCGAGCGGGUCUUCCCUGCUUGUUCCGACGACUACUUCCCUUUUUGA
Messenger RNA from Orussus abietinus, 576 nucleotides. RefSeq lists its product as uncharacterized. Lineage: Eukaryota; Metazoa; Arthropoda; Insecta; Hymenoptera; Orussidae. The transcript has 3 exons. The record is from RefSeq and is a predicted model, not a curated record. The coding region runs from base 1 to 576 and encodes 191 amino acids.